AUGGUCAACUCCUGCUGUGGCUCUGUGUGCUCUGACCAGGGUUGUGGACUGGAGACCUGCUGCCGUCCCAGCUGCUGCCAGACCACCUGCUGCAGGACCACCUGCUGCCGCCCCAGCUGCUGUGUGUCCAGCUGCUGCAGGCCCCAGUGCUGCCAGUCUGUGUGCUGCCAGCCCACCUGCUGCCGCCCCAGCUGCUGCAUCUCCAGCUGCUGCCGCCCCUCUUGCUGUGAAUCUAGCUGCUGCCGCCCCUGCUGCUGCCUGCGUCCAGUCUGUGGCCGAGUCUCCUGCCACACUACUUGCUAUCGCCCAACCUGUGUCAUCUCCACCUGCCCUCGGCCCUUGUGUUGUGCCUCCUCUUGCUGCUAA
Molecule: messenger RNA, 366 nt
Organism: Piliocolobus tephrosceles (Ugandan red Colobus)
Lineage: Eukaryota; Metazoa; Chordata; Mammalia; Primates; Cercopithecidae
Product: keratin-associated protein 4-12
Exons: 1
Coding region: 1-366 (121 amino acids)
Cellular component (GO): keratin filament
Source: RefSeq, a predicted model, not a curated record